Molecule: messenger RNA, 8866 nt
Organism: Orussus abietinus
Lineage: Eukaryota; Metazoa; Arthropoda; Insecta; Hymenoptera; Orussidae
Gene: Rme-8
Product: dnaJ homolog subfamily C member 13
Exons: 18
Coding region: 280-7056 (2258 amino acids)
Biological process (GO): receptor-mediated endocytosis; regulation of early endosome to late endosome transport; endosome organization
Cellular component (GO): endosome membrane
Source: RefSeq, a predicted model, not a curated record
CCCAGGACGAAAGAGAUGUCGGAAACGAUAUUAACGCGGUGAAAUGUGGUGAAUUAUCAAUCGGAUAUCAUUUCCGCGGGGAAAAGUUAACGAGGGGAAUUGUAGAUCCCAAGUCCGAGUAACGUAUUUAGCUACUGAUGACUUGGAAAUACCAAGAUUCGUUGAGUGAACCAAGCGAAUGUGUCUCGUCGAUCAUUUGACAGGUACACUCAGUACUCGGUGUUUAUCAAAGUAUUUCUUUAGAAAGAUACUUUGAUCGUGUCUCGAUGACGUGAGACAAUGAUGCCCAUAAAAGAUAACCAGGACGUGGCGUGCUUUCUGGUGACAAAGCACACGGUUUGGAAAGGAAAGUACAAACGUAUCUUUUCCAUUGGAUCGAUGGGGAUAACGACGUAUAACCCGAAUAGUCUAGAUGUAACUAACAAAUGGGAGUAUUCAGAUUUCAUAAGUGUCCAGCCUACAAAUAAAAAUCAAGUGGGGUCACACGAAUUUAGCAUAACCAUGCGUAAGGAGCGUAAAAUCGAUACCAUGAGGUUCAGUUCGGAACACAGGACGCAUUUGUUGACGGAAGCUCUGAAGUUUAGAAAUCAGUUUGCCGAAAAGCCGAAAGAAACUCUGAGGUAUCCUGCUUAUAAACAUCACUGGUCCGAUACCAGAUUACCAGUCGUAUUGGAGGUGACUUCGUGCAGUCUAGAUCAGCUAGAUCCAGCGACGAACAUGGUGCUCGCAAGCUAUUAUUAUAAAGAUUUCGAGGGUCUGGCCACGAUGAAGGAUUAUCCGGAUGGAUUUGUAAUAGUAUAUGGAGGAUUUGGGCGUUUGCAUUUGUUCGCCUCGAUCCACUGCGAGGAAAUUAAGAAGAACAUAUUACAGUCAGCCAUGAAUAACCUGGGGAUUAACGUUAAGGUGCUGAGAGAGCCAGUCAAGUUGGACGAGUUCGUUGCUCAGAGGUUAGGAAAGUUCAGUGGAGACGAACAUAUAACUAGUGUUGCCGAGUUCACUGUACAUAAAGUUUCAUCGAGGCAUCAGGAGCCUCAGAGAAGAACCCUGUGCCUCUCGGAUACUUGCCUACUCGAAAGAGACCCACAAACGUACAAUAUUUGUACACUUAGGCCACUCGCAGACAUUUUUGCUCUGGUUCGAGACUGUGCUAACCCACAACUCUUCACUAUACAAUAUCUGAAUGGGCAGACCCGAAGCUACAUGGCAACCGAUAGGGAUUCUUUAUUGGCCUCUUUACUUGACGGUGUAAGAGCUUCUGGCAACAGAGACGUCCAUGUCAAAAUGCAUCCUGUAGCGAGGGGUAAGAGAUUCGGACCUUUAAAUCUGUCCGUCGACGAAGAGGCUGAAAUUAGCCACGUAAAGUUUGUGCAACAACCGCCUGGGAUUCGACCUUUCUCAGAGAUUUUGGAGAGGUUCAAUGCAAACGUUCCUUACAGCGGACUUAAUUACUCGACUACACAGGAUGAUUACAGGCCACUUGAAUGGACUGUAACCACGUUGCAAAUUCAGGUGCACAGAGUUACGAAUAACUAUUUGCAGGGGAUCUUUACUGAGAACAAAGAUAAAAUAAUCUUGGGAGCUCUGAACAUCCUCGUCAACAGGGACCUGGAGACAAACAGUGAGCUCGAAGCUCAGUUUCAUGCCCUGCGGAGGUUGGUGGCCACAAAGGUCGGAUUCACGGCGUUCACCACCUUGCCUGGAUUUCGAGAAGCCAUCGGCACCAAGGUUGUCAAGGCCCUGAAGAGACAAGACUGCGCUGUCACUCAGGCUGCCAUUGACUGCAUUUGUGCCUUGAUGCAGCCUAUGCAUGACGACUGUGAUUUGAGACAAGAACAACUCAAUAAAAGCAGCUUGCUGAGCAACAGCAAAUUCCUUGAAGGCCUCCUCGACAUGUGGAUAAAUCACAUCAAUCAUGGAACAGGUGCUCUGGUGGUUUCGGCAAUGCUCGAUCUUCUGACGUUUGCCUUAUGCGUGCCAUACAGCGAGACUACAGAUGGCAAGCACUUUGACAAUUUGCUCGAAAUGGUCGCAGCAAGAGGUAGAUCUCUGUUCAAACUGUUCCAACAUCCAUCUCUGGCGAUUGUUAAAGGUGCAGGCUUGAUAAUGAGAGCGAUAAUCGAGGAAGGGGCUCCAGAAGUGGCCGCAAAGAUGCAGGAACUCGCCUUGGCCGAAGGAGCACUUCCCAGGCAUUUGCUCAACAGUUUGUUCACAAUAGGAAGUGAUGGUAGACUGUUGACCCACAGGCAAUUGUGUAGACAUUUGGUCGGACUUUGGGUCACGGGACACCCUACGGCUAUGGGGUUGCUGAAAAGAAUCAUGCCGGUGGGCUUGUUGAACUAUCUGGACUCUGAAGAAAAAGUGCCCGACUCGUUCGUAGAAGAGGAAAGGUUGAACAAUCGGGACAAUCUGAAGAUCGCGAUCGACCACGCGAUCAAGAACAAGAAGAGUCCACAAUGGAUCAUGGUAGAGAGGCAAAUGCGAGUCGUCGAGAAGCAUCUGGAGCACGCUCUUCAGCAUUGGGGUGCCAAGGUCGGGAUCGAGAGGCGAGAAAAAAUCAAGGAAAGGCCCAUAGUUCUGAGAAAACGCAGGGAGAGAAUUAAGUCCGAGGCGAACUGGAAGCUGUUUUAUUACAAAUUUAAUCAGGACCAUGCGCUACCCCAUUUGAUAUGGAACCACAAGACGAGGGAGGAGCUGCGAACGGCCUUGGAGAACGAGAUACGCGCUUUCAGCGCCGAUAAGGACCUCUCCGGUGGUACUUUAAUCGCUUGGAAUCACAGAGAAUUCGAGGUUCAGUAUCAAUGUUUAUCGGACGAGGUCAAAAUCGGAGAUUAUUAUUUGAGAUUGCUUCUGGAAAAGGAAGACAGCCCGGAUAGCCCUAUAAGGAAGUCGUACGAGUUUUUCAACGACCUGUACCACAGAUUCGUCCUGACGACGAAAGUAGAAAUGAAGUGCCUUUGCCUGCAAGCAAUGACGAUCGUGUACGGCCGAUAUUACGAGGACAUCGGGCCCUUCUCGGACACGAAGUACAUAGUGGGCAUGUUGGAUCGGUGUUCAGAGAGGAUGGAACGAGACAGGCUCGUCAUGUUCAUAAACAAGCUGAUAUUGCACAGGAAGAACGUCAAGGACAUCAUGGACCAGAACGGCGUUCGGAUCCUGGUGGACCUUUUGACGCUGGCUCAUUUGCAUACGUCCAGGGCGGUCAUACCGACGCAGACUAACGUGAUCGAAGCUGGUCCAGACCAAGAGCGGGUCCUGGAGAAAGAGUGGUACUACAACGACAAUGACCGCCAGAAGGGCCCGGUUAGCUUUAAGGAACUUAAAGAAUUGUACUCGUCGAAUCGGGUCACUCACAAGACCAAAGUCUGGGCCCAGGGCCUCGACGGUUGGCGGAUGAUCUCCCAGGUUCCACAGCUCAAGUGGACCUUGGUUGCUCGGGGCAGUCCUGUCGUUAACGAGAGUGAGUUAGCCACGCUCAUUCUGAAUAUCCUUACUAAAAUGUGCGAAUACUUUCCGAGUAGAGACGCCGACUACGCAGUGAUAAGGCCCCUGCCUCGCGUCAAGCGGCUCCUCUCCGACCUCCAGUGCUUGCACCAUGUCGUGCAACUUCUGCUCACCUUUGACCCGGUUCUCGUCGAGAAAGUCGCCAUCCUCCUCUGCGAGAUCAUGAAGGACAAUCCCGAUGUCUCCAAGAUUUACUUGACUGGCGUUUUUUACUUCAUUCUUAUGUACACCGGAUCUAAUGUACUACCCGUCGCCAAGUUCCUGCAGCUCACUCACACGAAGCAAGCAUUCAGGGGGGAUGAUAACACGUCAUCGGACAUUAUGCAGAGAAGCGUCCUUGGUCAGCUGCUGCCGGACGCCAUGGUCAGCUAUUUGGAGAACCAUGGAGCGGAGAAGUUCGCGCAGAUAUUCCUCGGAGAUUUUGACACCCCCGAAGCGAUCUGGAACGCGGAAAUGAGACGGAUGUUAAUAGAGAAGGUGGCGGCGCACAUUGCAGAUUUUUCACCGAGGUUGAGGAGUCACACGAUGGCCAGAUACCAAUACAUAGCCAUUCCGGCCGUGAGAUAUCCACAGCUGGAGAAGGAGCUCUUCUGCCAGAUAUUCUACCUGCGACAUCUCUGUGAUACCGUCAGAUUUCCAAAUUGGCCAAUUUCCGAGCCGGUGAAGCUCCUAAAGGACGUCUUGGACGCUUGGAAAAAAGAAGUAGAAAAGAAACCCCCGGUGAUGACGGUCGACGAGGCUUACAAAGUUUUAGGCUUAUCGUGCGGGAAGGAGCACACGGAGGCGAACGUGCGAAAGUCGUACUACAAGCUAGCCCAAAUGUAUCAUCCGGACAAGAAUCCAAAGGGCAGGGACAAAUUCGAGGCAGUCAACCAGGCAUACGAGUUCCUCUGCAGCCGCAGUUGCUGGACCGUUAAUGGUCCAAAUCCUGACAACAUCGUCCUCAUCUUAAGGACGCAAAGCAUUCUCUUCCAUAGAUACAGCGAAGAGCUCAGACCGUACAAAUACGCCGGUUAUCCGCAGCUGAUAAAAACGAUCAAGCUAGAGACGGACGACGAGCGUCUCUUUUCAAAGUCUGCUCCGCUUCUGGCGGCUGCGAGUGAACUCGCUUAUCAUACCGUGCACUGCUCGGCCUUGAAUGCCGAAGAGCUGAGGAGGGAAGGUGGCCUUGACGUCCUGCUGGAAGCGUAUACCAGAUGCGUGUCGGUCUUAAAUAAAUCGAGCAAACCGGAUGAUGUAGCCGUGCAGGUGUGCAUGCACAUCACCAGGUGCUUCGCCGUUGCCGGCUCGUUUAGAGGUUGUCGAGACAAAAUCGUCGAGUUGCCGCAGCUCGUCAAGGACCUCUGUAGGAUCCUGCACUUCAAGCAUUUAACGAAGCUGUGUUCGGUAGCCACGGAGUGCAUUUCGUCUUUAGCCGUGGACAGCAUCCUGCAAAUGCAGCUUUUACAAUCCGGAGCCCUGUGGCACCUGCUACUAUUUAUGUUCAAUUACGACUACACCCUGGACGAAGGAGGAGUGGAGAGAAACCAGGACGAGAAUAGGCAAGAAGUUGCGAAUAAUCUGGCGAAACUGGCAGUCAGCGCUUGCGCUCGUCUGGGAGGAUUCAUGUCUGGGGAAAACGAGACGCCCGUAAAUCCCAUCACGGUCGCUGCUUUGGAAAGUCUCUUGACUCCUUAUCUGACUAGACAACUCGGUAGCGAUAAGCCAGAGGAGAUCCUGAAGACGCUCAAUUCAAAUUGUUCCAAUCCGUAUCUGAUUUGGGAUAACGGCACCAGGGCUGAGUUGAACGAAUACUUGGAGACCAAGAGGCAGGAGAAGCUGAACGGAAAUGGCGACUUUGAACACGACUUCAGCGACUUCAAGUACAGUGCUCAUAGCGGCGAGCUCGUAAUCGGUGAGAUAUUCGUCAAGGUUUACAACGAACAGCCGACGUUCCCAAUAGAGAAUCCAAAGGGCUUCACCAUACAUCUGUUGGAGUUCCUAACAAACUCCUCCACGUAUCUGGCGUCCGUGGUAAAUUCUGCACUGUCGAAGAAGGACCAAGAGAAUCUCAGACAUAUUUACAUGGCCCUGGAGGCUCUUAGAAACGUGAUUAAAAAUCAUCCAGGAGUUGAGAUACAGUGCAUAGGGCAUUUUAAGUUGCUAUUCGGGCUUCUGACUUCCGGCAGCUUUAAGCCGAUUCAGAAGGGAGCCCUCGAAGUCAUCAACAACGUCACGAAAAAUCAAGAAUGCGUUAACGACAUUGCCGCGAACGAAGUCGUGGUCCACCUGCUUCUGACUCUGAACAAUUUAAAGGAGUAUCAGCUGUUAACUUUGGAGACAUUACACGCACUUAUGAGCACCACGAAAAUUGUGAAAGAUGCAUUAGCUAAAGGUUCUGUGAUCUAUAUCCUCGACCUGUUCUGCAAUUCGAGCAACACGCAGGUGCGCGAAGCGGCAGCAGAGCUGCUCGCAAAAAUGUCAUCUGACAAAUUGGCAGGUCCGAAAGUGAAACUAGACCUGUCCAAGUUUUUGCCCAGGCUCUUCAGCGAGGCGAUUCGCGAUGCGCCGAAACAAUGCGUCCACAUGUUCGAAACAAAGCACGAAAAUCCAGAAUUAAUCUGGGACGACGACGCGAAGAACAAGGUGUCGAAAGUCGUGGCCGAAUUGAAGGAAGAGUACUAUGCGGCGCAGAAACGCAAUCCCAAUAUCGUCCUCAAGUUGCCAGAGACCCAAAACAACAUCGAUCUUGCAACAAACGAGCCCGUUGUUGCCGGAGUGUACCUGAGAUUGUUCGUAGCCAGUCCAGCUUGGGCUCUUCGGAAGCCUAAGGAAUUUUUAAGCGAACUCAUGGACACGACCCUGUCGUUAAUGUCCAAGGAGAAAACUGACUCCGAUCUGUUGGAGCUGACGACGCAAGCUCUGGUUUCUUUACUUCAAGCGCAACCAUCUCUGGCGGACCAAGUACCUUCUUUGGGCCAUAUUCCGAGAUUGUGUCGACAGAUGGCCACGUUAAAUAGUCAGCCUCCCGUUUACAAAGCGGCGAUUCUGAUUAUGCAUCAGUUAGCUACCAGUGAGAUUUGUAUCUCGUCGAUAUGUCAAACGGAGUGCAUAAGUCCACUUAAACACGCCAUGCAGUCGAGGAGAGACAUGUUGGCGGUCGCUUGCGAAACUCUCAACAGGUUAUUUUCUACAAACGAAGACAGGCUUAUUAAACAGGCCCUGGAAGCAGAAAUGGUGCCCUAUCUCCUGAAUAUUCUGGAAGGCCGAUUGGAUGUCAUCGAGAAUCCAGCGACUACGAAAGCUCAGAUAGUGAAAGCCUUGAAAGCGAUGUCGAGGAGCUUGUUACUAGGGGAAAAAGUCAGUGCCAUUCUCGAGAAGUCAUCGAUCUGGGCGGAAUACAAGGACCAGAGACACGAUCUGUUCAUAUCGAAUACAACGUCCUCUGGUUAUUUAACCGCUGGAACUCCCAUGUCCGCUGGAUAUCUAACUGCUGGCCCAAGUGCUACUCUUUCGACUGGUCCACCGCCAGUUGAGAAGAACGACAACAUACUCAGCAGAAACGACAGUAUUUGAUACGGGUAGUAUAGGAAGCGACAUCGUGGAAACUGAUAACAGGUUUGUCGUUGCUAUUCGCACCGAUCCACUGAUCAGCGGUGAAGGGCUGGGGAAAGAAUGCGAAGGAUAAAUUUUAGGAGCCCUGCGAAAGAUCAGCUAACAAGUCAGGGCUAGGGAAGGAAUGCGAAGGGUAAAUUGAAACAUAAGAAAUUUCUCGAAUCCCAAAUCGCGGUUCUCCCUAACUCGGAAUUCGAGUAAUAACGUUUGUUUAACGAGUCGUUCGACGGUUUCGAUGCUUUCAGUAUUUUUUCCCUCGGUGUCCAGUGAGCGACAGGUUCGUCUUUUUUCGAGCGCGAUGUUGUUGAAUUUUGAGUCGUCUUUCAAAGUUUAAGAUUAAACUAAAAGAAUGUCUAACUAUGUUAUGUAUAAAGUCGGGGAGCAGGGCGACGCGAUGUUAGAUCGGAUUUCUAUCUACGAAUAUUAAUAAACGAGCUCCUCCUUCCAGGGAGUUACCUUCGCUUAAGGGAGGAGGGUGAAAGUGGCACCCGAGGAAUCAUCCGUUCAUGGAACUUAACCGAAAAGUUCGGUACAUCCCGCUCGGAGAAAAGUUUCACAAAUGAGAGACCUCUUUGAAUGCCAUUUUCACAUAACCUUAAACUUGGAUGCAGGUUACCCCGACGCGUCGCAGGAGCUUAUCCGUCAUUGCCUGAAAGAACCAUCGAGUACGGUACGGCUUUUCUAUUCAAGAACCUCUCUAUCUGGACCAAUUUCUGCAAAAAAUCUCGUAAGAAUCGCUUACGUUUCCGAUCAAGUCCAAAAAUUUCGCCGAUUCGCCACUGGGGGCUACUUGGCGCUGUUCCUCCACGGCUAUUAACCUUCUCUUUAGCUUUCCCACAUAGAGAGGUUCCACUAACUAAAUCGAAUCGACGUUUUACACGUGGUUCUUCAUUCUCUGUAUAAAGUCGAUUUCACCACGUUAGCAGUAGAGAGGAAGGAGAGAGAAAAAAAAAAAAAGAAUUCGUUGAACGAGUUUACAAUCUCACACCGUGGCAGGGACUGUUCUAUCGGCGAAGUACGAACGAAUGUGCUCGAGGAGCUUUCCAACUUUGUAAAUUCUAGACAGACGUUUUGCCGUUAUUAUUUAGAGUUAAGGUGAUAUGAAAGUAGCAUUUUAUUACCGUACAAAUAUUUAUAAAACUUCUCCAAACUGGGUGCACCCAAUUUGAAGGAAGGUUUUAUAUUUUGACGUUUUAUAUAUAGAAUGAUCCUUUCGUAUUGCCUUAAUGAGAAGCAAAUCGUUCGAAAUUGACGAGUCGUCUCAUCGCGAGGAGUAAAAACCAAGUUCCUGCUGUAAUCAGAACGCAUGUGCCUGGCCCGACAAUUAUUCUCUAUACGGGAUUUGCGCGACAUAAAACGAUUCGAUGAUCUAUAGUCCCUUUGAUCCUGAAGACCAAAGUUCCUCGAGAGCCACUUUCUGUCUAAAUAAUUGCAUCACAGUGAAUCACCUCCGAUUAAUCACGACUUGAGUCGACUCGUCGAUUCGGACGCAAGGAAUUUAUUAAUAAACUUAUCGAGGGGAGAUCGUUUAAUAAGUAGAUCGAUGUUCUUCACCUGAAACCGGAUAAAUCCGUAAGGUCCACACGAGUCAUUGUCAUUAACGAUUGCAAAUACGAACGAAUCGGUGGAAACCUCGUUCGUUACUUUCGAUGUACUUUCACCUGGGUUUACGAGAUUGAAAGUGAGAACUGUAUAUAUACAUAUACAUAUGGAACCAUACCACAGAAUAUGUACGUAUAAUGAUAAAGAAUAAAUGAUUUUGCACAUGGUA